Molecule: messenger RNA, 1185 nt
Organism: Prunus armeniaca (apricot)
Lineage: Eukaryota; Viridiplantae; Streptophyta; Magnoliopsida; Rosales; Rosaceae
Source: the annotation of a GenBank genome assembly
AUGGUGAGCAAAAGACAGAGAGAUGCUCGCAAGAGAUUCAGAGCAGAAAACCCUGAACUGGUUAAACAGCCGACGCCGCCUAAGGACCCAAGCAAGAAGAAGGGAAAGAAGAGCACGUUCAAGCGCAAGAAAGCACCCAAUGGUCCAGACAAACCCACCAAAACUUCUCAUAGCAAACACCCACUUAGAGUCCCUGGUAUGAGGCCUGGGGAGAGCUGUUUCAUUUGUAAAGCCACCAACCAUAUCGCCAAGCUUUGCCCUGAGCGAGCUGGGUGGGACAAGCACAAGAUAUGUUUGUAUUGUCGACAACGUGGGCAUAGCAUCAAGGAUUGCCUGAACAAGAAUGAUGACACCGUGGCUUUGAAGUUAUGUUAUAAUUGUGGGGAAACUGGGCAUUCACUAUCUACCUGCUCCCUACCUCUUCAAGAAGGAGGAACUAAAUUUGCCAAGUGCUUCAUCUGUAACGAGACCGGUCACUUAAGCAAGGACUGCUCUAAAAAUACUCAUGGGAUUUAUCCAAAGGGUGGUAGUUGUAAGAUUUGUGGAGGCGUAACACAUUUGGCUAGAGAUUGUCCCAACAAAGGCAACAGAGAUUCAAUGGCUGUUGGCGGAGCUUUUCACUCAUGGAAUGAAAAUCAAAGGCCAAGAGGAAAGGUUACCAAACUUGUGAGUGGAGACGAUCUUGAUGAUGAUUUCAGUUUCGUGGAUAAGAAACGUGGUGGUGCAACAGACGAGUCAGUUGAUAUAGUUGGUUCUGCUUCUCAUGCGCAAGAAAGUCCUGCGGCGUCUGGCAUGGCUGUGAGUGAUGAAUGCAAACUCAAGUUCUUGGAGCUAAAAGCGAAGAGAAACCAUCGAUACAUCAUAUUCAAGAUUGAGAUUCAACAAGUGGUGGUAGAGAAGGUUGGUACCAAAGAAGAAACAUAUGACGACUUUGCGGCAUCCCUGCCUGCCGAUGAGUGCCGCUAUGCUGUCUUCGAUUUUGAUUUCACCACUGUCGAGAACUGCCAGAAAAGCAAGAUUUUCUUCAUUGCAUGGUCCCCUGAUACAUCAAAGGUGAGAAUGAAGAUGGUGUAUGCAAGCUCCAAAGACAGAUUCAAGAGGGAAUUGGAUGGCACUCAAGUUGAGUUGCAGGCAACUGAUCCUAGCGAAAUCAGCCUUGACAUUAUAAAAAGCCGAGCUCUUUAA